AUGCACCGGUGUUCGUUCAUGAUGGCGAAACCUAAGCAGUUGGUCUCUAAGCGCAACCGGUUCUAUGAACCGGAGACUAGCAGCAGCUCCGAUGACCAAGAUGCUGCCCCGCCCGUCACCAGAUCCAGGUCGUCGAACAAGGCCGACAAUAGGGCUCAGAAGUUCGCGAAUCAUGUGGUGGAAAAGGCGCGAGAGCCGGUGCCGGACGACUUGGUGGCCACUAUCGCCCGGAAUUAUGUGAAAUCAUCGUACAGCAACAUGAAGCUCAUGAAUCACCGCGGUGUCGGAUGUGAAGUGGAUAAGGACGACCUCAUGUCCAUAGAGGACGAUCAGUGGAUUACUGAUGGUGUGAUCGACUUCCACAACGUCGUGCUGUCCGAACUCCCCAAGGCGAGUAACCCAAACGCGAACAUGGAGUUUGUGGACAAGAUGCUGACAGAGGCGGACUGCAUCAUUCUACGGGAGGAUAAGCUGCCACAGCAGCCUAACAAGGAGGACUGUGGGAUUUUUGUUUGUCAGUACCUCAAGACCCUGGUGAAUACCGACUUCACCACGGUUUUGAACGGCCUCUGGUUCCAGGGUGUGACACCGCACCAAUACAGGCGGGAGAUGCGGCGCGACUUGUGUGCACACGCGCGUGGAGAUCUUAUUAAACAGCUGGAGGACCUGGGGAUUGAAAUCCCCCCGCAGGACGAAGGCCGGGUUACCGAUGAGGGGGCAGUGGUGCAGGAGAGGAACGCUGCUAUGGGAGAGGGGAGGCAAGCUCCGGUCACUCGCCCUGUGGAGGACGCACGGGUUACGGAGAUGAUGAGGCGACUGGCGACGUUGAAUAACGAUGUGAGGGACUUGGACGCCAGCUUCACCGUACUCGCCAACUUUGUAGGGCUGAGGCGGGACGAGGUGGUGACAGCUGCAACCCAACUACUGCUGCAUGGGGGUCACGCGGGGACCGGCGCGAAAGCAGAGGCGGGUGGCACCAAGAAUGCUCCACGCACUCCACAGCGUCCGUAUGCACGUAAGAGGCGGGAUGACAGCAGUCCUGAGGAGGAUGGCGUGCGCAAUGCCACCCGGGUUGCGCUGGCCUGCACGUUCGCUGCAUGUGAGCCGACAUCGACCUUGCUGCAGAACCCGCACCUUGCGCAUCGAACCAUACCUCACUGGAUGUUCACGCGCUGGAUGCACCUGCUCGGGGCGGGUGUGCCAGCUGGAGCUGACGUGUGGGGAGACACGCGAGGGAAGGAGAAGGUGAAGGCCGAAGAGGAGGAGGAUCUCGUGUCAGACACAGACGACGAGGAGGAUGAUGACGAAGCGUGUGCCUCCAGAUACACGGGUGUGAAGUUGGAUAAAGCAUCCGGCAAGUACGGCGUGAAGAUCCUGAUGAAGGAAGGUGGAAAGUGUAAGCAGCAGCGGCUGGGAGCGUACACCACGGAGGAAGAGGGGGCGUUCGCGUACGCCGCAGGUGCGUUCGUGCUGAGGCCACGUGACAAGAUACCCAACACGGUCAGCCUCACGGAAGUGGUGGAGGUGGAGGAGCUGGCGGGAGGCGCUGGAUAG
Molecule: messenger RNA, 1554 nt
Organism: Closterium sp. NIES-65
Lineage: Eukaryota; Viridiplantae; Streptophyta; Zygnematophyceae; Desmidiales; Closteriaceae
Source: the annotation of a GenBank genome assembly